AUGUCAGAAAAGACCCAGAAAGAUAUUUUUACUCUCUUUGACAGACAAGCCAAGGGCAAGAUCUCUAAAUCACAAUUUGCGGAUUAUCUGCGAGCCAUUGGAUAUAAUCCUACAAACGCGUUGGUCGAGCAGAUUGGUCAAGGAGCUCCCAAUGAACUGAGUUUGGAGACAAUUGGGUCGCUGGUUGAAGAAAAUCGGGACGCUCUUGAGAAGACUACUCAGGGCAAAGUAGAAGAUUUCAUUAAGGCGUUUCAAGUUUUUGACAAAGAAAAUACUGGCAAAGUAUCGGUUGGCGAUAUUCGGUAUAUGCUUACGGGGCUGGGAGAACGUUUGUCUGAUGAAGAAGUGGAUGAACUACUGAAAGGUGUUGAAGUGGAUGCCGAUGGUGGGGUUGAUUACAGGAAAUUCAUCGAAGAUGUGCUGAGACAGUGA
Molecule: messenger RNA, 432 nt
Organism: Lachancea mirantina
Lineage: Eukaryota; Fungi; Ascomycota; Saccharomycetes; Saccharomycetales; Saccharomycetaceae
Source: the annotation of a GenBank genome assembly